AUGGAAGAGUCCGAUAUGAGCCCGCAUGUCGGCUCAAGUCAUUCCGCAACGGAAGACGCAAACCUUUCCGAGGGGGUCGAUACUGAGCCGGGCGUCGACAACGCAGUCCAGCGUCUGAGCUCCGACGCCGAGGCCGACGCCGAGCCUGUACUCCCCACCUCAGGAGGCCCAAUCAUCUUUGAGGCCGACGAGGGUACUGACCCCUCCGCUGCCGCCCCUGACUCACUGCCCACCCAGCCGAACGUCGAGGUCGAAGCUUCGAGCUCCGUACCCCUUCCAGGGGCCGCCUCAUCCCAAUUGGCCCAGUUCUCCGACGCCGAAAACCAGCCAUUAAACCCCAGCCCUGAACCUUCAACAACCCAAAAUGUGCCAGAGUUCGACGACGACUGUUAUUGCUCCGACUGUUUGUCCGACGCUGAGGAUGAUCGCAUGGCGAUCGAUGGUGACAUGGAUAACGCUUCCGAGGGCGCCACUAUCGACGCCGCCUCCUUCCCUCAUAUCGUCGACGCCAUACGCGACUAUGCUAUACAAGUAUCUCCGCUGACGGUGCGGAGAGUGCAUCGCGCAUGGCGAACAAGUGCGGAUCACCAUCUCGGUCGGCACAUCCGCCUCGAUCUCCGUGCCCCAGGUCUACACCGCAACGGACGGCAAGAGCCGUACCUGUGGCUGUUCAGCAGCGCCUCAACCGGCAUCCCCUUCUUGAAACGUUCCCUUGGCCGACCAGAUCAGUCAGAGCUUCGCCGCUCGCGCACCGAUGCCCGCCGAGUGGCCCGCAUUCUCGACGUGCAUGCGUGCACGGAGUUCGUGAAACGCCCCGUCGACAUCAGCGAUUGGCGCAAACUACACACCGUCCGCCUGGUGCAGGGCCGAGGCAGCGUCGCAUUUCACACCGCACACACAAUGCCGAACGUAAAGCGCAUCGUCUUCUCCGACGGACCGUACGACCGCAACCACGCCGCAGCCUGUCCCCCCGUGGAGCAGAUGUUCCACGGUCGCUAUCUACGGACCCGACGAGUGGUGUGCAACUUCCGCACUCCAGGAAACUCAGACGGCGGGGACAUCAUCGCGCUGCCGCGUUUGGCAGAUCUUGUGCUCAUCCUGCAUGGGUGGGGGGUCAUCCCUGGCUUCGACCCGACGGAGCCGUUAGGUGUGAACCACCCCUUAGACGAGAUUCGCGGACUUGCGUACUUCGCCGCGCUAGAGGGUACGCGGGUCACGAUCGUGAAUGCUGCGCUUGCAGACCUGAGCAACGGCAGGAGGGCUUGCAACAUGGGCGACGUUGUCGAGACGCUGACUCAGAUGUGGACUGCAGACCUGCGAGACGAAGAGAUGGCUGAUGGCACUCCUAUCGACGAACAGCAGGUACUUGGCAUGAUUGAGUUCAUUUCACUUCAAGAGUAUAGAGAGAGGGUUGGCAAGACCACCUUCGCAAUCGAGACCAUGACCGACGCCACAGCUCAGGUGCCCCAAUAUUCUUGA
Messenger RNA from Trichosporon asahii var. asahii CBS 2479, 1479 nucleotides. RefSeq lists its product as uncharacterized. The record is from RefSeq and is a predicted model, not a curated record. Lineage: Eukaryota; Fungi; Basidiomycota; Tremellomycetes; Trichosporonales; Trichosporonaceae. The transcript has a single exon. Bases 1 to 1479 code for a protein of 492 amino acids.